AUGCGCGGGCAGGGCGCGGCGUUGCCCGCGGUCCGGAGCGGGCAGGGCGCGGAGCAAAGCGCAUCCCUAUCGCCCUCGGCCAGGGCUGCAGCCUCCUUCUCCGGGAGCUCGGGUCUGGCCGCGGAAGGAGCGAAGAAGCCAGACGGGGAUCAGCAAAAAACCACGGUGAUUGAAAACGGUGAAAUCAGAUUCAAUGGAAAAGGGAAAAAGAUUCGGAAGCCUCGAACCAUUUACUCUAGUCUACAACUCCAGGCUUUAAAUCAUCGCUUCCAGCAGACUCAGUACCUGGCACUUCCAGAGAGAGCUGAACUGGCAGCUUCAUUAGGACUUACCCAGACACAGGUGAAGAUCUGGUUUCAGAACAAGCGCUCCAAAUUCAAGAAGCUGCUGAAGCAGGGCAGCAACCCCCACGAGAGCGACCCGCUGCCCGGCUCCGCCGCCCUCUCCCCUCGCUCUCCGGCUCUGCCUCCAGUCUGGGACGUUUCAGCUUCUGCCAAGGGAGUCAAUAUGCCUCCCAACAGCUACAUGCCUGGCUAUUCUCACUGGUAUUCUUCUCCACAUCAAGACACAAUGCAGAGACCACAAAUGAUGUGA
Messenger RNA from Haliaeetus leucocephalus (bald eagle), 594 nucleotides. It is a transcript of the gene DLX6, whose product is annotated as distal-less homeobox 6. Gene Ontology annotation, molecular function: DNA-binding transcription factor activity, RNA polymerase II-specific; RNA polymerase II cis-regulatory region sequence-specific DNA binding. Bases 1 to 594 code for a protein of 197 amino acids. Gene Ontology annotation, biological process: cell differentiation; embryo development; regulation of transcription by RNA polymerase II. The record is from RefSeq and is a predicted model, not a curated record. NCBI's taxonomy places the organism in Eukaryota, Metazoa, Chordata, Aves, Accipitriformes, Accipitridae. The transcript is spliced from 3 exons.